GCAAGCGGUGCAGUCUGGGGUUUUGCUGCACAACACAGGGCUGGCGCAACUGGCUAGCUAGCUGACCACUUGAAAUGGACGUGUUCUUAAUGAUCCGGCGUCACAAGACCACAAUCUUCACAGAUGCCAAGGAGUCUACCACUGUGUAUGAGCUGAAGCGUAUUGUUGAAGGAAUUCUUAAGAGACCUCCUGAAGACCAGAGGCUGUACAAAGAUGACCAGUUGCUAGAGGACAGCAAAACUCUUGGUGACUCUGGAUUCACCAACCAGACUGCCAGACCUCAAGCCCCAGCUACAGUUGGUCUGGCCUUCCGCAUAAAUGAUGAGAUGUUUGAACAGCUGCACAUCGAGGCCUUCUCCAGCCCCCCAGAACUCCCUGAUGUGAUGAAGCCUCAGGACUCCGGUAGCACUGCCAAUGAGCAGGCCGUGCAGUGAUAACAGGAGAGAGGAAACGAGCAAUGGAGGGAAGGAUGGAAGUGGGUGUGUGUGGAUUAACUGCAGUGGAGAAGUAGCGGGGUGGAGGAUAUGUAAUAUAAUUUCAGUUGAUGGAUGGGGACAUUAUAGGUAACCAAGCCUAUCCAUGUUACCUUCAUGCUAUCAUCCCAGCACCCCCCCCCCCCCCCCCAAAAUUUGCUUCACAAAUCAUCUUCUUUUAACUCUUUAUGAUUUCCACAUCACAUGCGGUUCUGCUCCUUGACUCUGCUCUUAUAAGCACCAACUGGCUCAAACUUUUUGAGUGAAGAAGUUGCUUUGGAAAGUAUGAUUGUGUGUGUGCGCGUGUGAGUUAUUCUAAUUAUUAUCAUUAAUAUUUUGGAGAAGGUGAAGGCGUAGUUGUAUGUCACAGUGCUCUAGAAGUAACAUGAAUAGGAGAGGAGUCCGGUUUGUGUGAAUUGGCAUACUGCAUGAACAAAAAAAAAAAAAAAAAAAAUCAAAACAAAGGCUUUAUUUUCACAGAAACAGAUACACCUUAAACUGCUAAGUAUCCUUAGUUUGAGUCUCCCAUUUAUGUUGUACAUUUCUGGUUUGAUUUCAUACCUGGAAAGAAAGUCUUUAUAAUAAUUAA
This is a messenger RNA of Plectropomus leopardus (leopard coralgrouper), 1062 nucleotides long. RefSeq names its product elongin-B-like. NCBI's taxonomy places the organism in Eukaryota, Metazoa, Chordata, Actinopteri, Perciformes, Serranidae. Gene Ontology annotation, cellular component: elongin complex; VCB complex. Gene Ontology annotation, molecular function: protein binding. The record is from RefSeq and is a predicted model, not a curated record. Gene Ontology annotation, biological process: transcription elongation by RNA polymerase II.